GACGUGGUUCAGAGCUGUGAUCCGGUCUCACAUGCGUCUCCUCCUGGAGGACUUGAAACGCUGCCCACAGCCAGGAACUUUGGAGCACAACUGUUUCUCCCUUUCCUGUUAGAAAGCGUACAGGCUUUCUCCGUGUAAGGGCAGCUACUUGGGCACAAAACACGCAGGUAAAUACAUCUAGAAUAUAAAGAGGAGCAAGCGGAAGGUCAACCAGAGCUAGCUGCAGCUCCAGGUACAGCUCUGCUAAAUCGGGAAGUGGGCUCCGAAAGCUUCCUCCUCUGCUUCCCAGGAGGAGCAGCUUCUGCUUUGCAGAAAUCCCGUCCAGGCGGCUGCACUUCCUGCUGUGCACACCCAGCACUUGGGAUCGCCUGAUCCAGCAUGGCAAAAUGUGGAGCAUGUGGUCCAGGAUAUGCGACUCCUCUGGAUGCCAUGAAAGGUCCCCGUGAGGAGAUCUUGUACCUGCCAUGCAUCUACAGAAACACUGGGAUAGAGAAGCCUGACUACCUGGCCACUGUGGAUGUUGACCCCAAAUCUCCCCACUACUGUCAGGUCAUCCAUCGCCUGCCCAUGCCCAAUCUUAAAGAUGAGCUCCAUCAUUCAGGGUGGAAUGCCUGUAGCAGCUGCUUUGGGGAUGCUACAAAGAGAAGAAAUCGUCUCAUUCUACCAAGUCUGAUCUCAUCUCGCAUUUAUGUGGUGGAUGUGGGAACAGACUCGAAGGCUCCUAGAAUCCAUAAGAUUGUGGAGCCAGUGGAGCUGUUCUGGAAGGGUAAUGUGGCUAAUCCUCACACCUCUCACUGUCUGGGCAGUGGUGACAUCUUAAUCAGCUGUUUGGGAGAUCCUUCUGGCAAUGGAAAAGGUGGCUUUAUUUUGCUUGAUGGAGAGACCUUUGAAGUGAAAGGAAACUGGGAGAAAGGGGAGAAGGUCCCACCCCUUGGUUAUGACUUCUGGUAUCAGCCACGGCAUAAUGUCCUGAUGAGCACUGAGUGGGGAACCCCAAAAGUCUUGGCAGAUGGGUUUAACCCAGCUGAUGUAGAGAAAGGGCAUUAUGGCCGUCAUAUUAAUGUGUGGGACUGGAACUCUCGUACUUACAUUCAGAAAAUUGACUUAGGGAAGGACUCCAUACCUUUGGAAAUCCGAUUCCUCCACAAUCCGGAUGCUGCAGAAGGGUUCGUUGGAUGUGCUCUGAGUAGUACAGUACAUCGGUUUUACAAGACGGAGAAAGGAAACUGGGCAGCAGAGAAGGUGAUUGAAGUACCCAGCAAAAAGGUGCAAGGAUGGCUUCUCCCUGACAUGCCUGGUCUUAUUACUGAUAUCCUCAUCUCACUGGAUGACAGGUUCCUGUAUUUCAGCAACUGGCUGCAUGGAGACAUCCGUCAGUAUGAUAUCUCCAACACUCGCAAACCCAAGCUCGUGGGUCAGGUGUUUUUGGGAGGCAGUAUCAUAAAAGGUGGACCUGUAACUGUAAUGGAAGACAAGGAGCUGCAGUGUCAGCCAGAGCCAUUUGUGAUCAAAGGGAAGAGAGUGCCAGGUGGACCUCAGAUGAUUCAGCUUAGUUUGGAUGGGAAGAGAUUGUAUGUCACCAGCUCUCUCUACAGUGGAUGGGACAAGCAGUUCUACCCAGAUCUUGUCAAAGAAGGCUCUGUUAUGCUGCAGAUUGAUGUGGAUACUGAAAGAGGUGGAUUGAAAGUGAACAAAAACUUCCUAGUGGAUUUUGGGAAGGAACCUGAUGGGCCUGUUCUAGCUCAUGAGAUUCGUUAUCCUGGGGGAGACAGUACCUCAGAUAUCUGGAUUUAAUUGUUGCAUGGAGCUGUUUCUUUUUUUCAUGUUUGUUUUGUUUGUUUGUUUCUCCCUCUCUCUCCUCCCUACCCCCACUUCUGAUUUUAUACAGGUGAAUCAGUUCAGCCAGGACUUUGUCCGCUGUCUAAAUUUAGAAUUCCAUUAGGGUGAGCCACAGAAGCUCCAUUUUCUUCUCAUUCUCUGAGGCAGCCAAGUGAAUCUUUCUGAAACAUGAUAUACAUCUCAUUUAUUUCUCUAAUCUUUGCCUUAAGUCCUGUGUAAUCACUAUUGACUGUAGGUUUUGAAGCCAAGCGCAUCGAUCUUUUAAGGAUUGUUUGCCAGGUGGUGGUGGAGAAUCUGUUAAGAAGUGUACAUUUCAUAGGCUUGUCCCAGAGCACGUGUCCUUUCCCUGCAAAGCUUAAUUUACUCAUAAAUUGAUCAGUGUUAUACAGUAGACACAAUAUCUAAUCUGAAGCCAUGUGUUUCCAGAGCUGGGUUAUAUUUUAACAUCUGUGUAUGUGAUGAUGUAAAAAAUCAGCAAUAAAAUUGUUCUUCGACUCAGA
Molecule: messenger RNA, 2339 nt
Organism: Cygnus atratus (black swan)
Lineage: Eukaryota; Metazoa; Chordata; Aves; Anseriformes; Anatidae
Product: methanethiol oxidase-like
Exons: 13
Coding region: 379-1794 (471 amino acids)
Molecular function (GO): selenium binding; protein binding
Source: RefSeq, a predicted model, not a curated record